AUGUUUUUGCCGCGAAAAAGCGAGCUAUUCUACCUUUUCGGGGAGCACAACGUUCCCGUCGCCAGAGCUACUUGGUACAUCAAACUCAUCGCUUACAACAUGCCGCUUUUGAUGCCAGAAGCGACCUCCAAAAGCACCAGAACAAAAAGACAGAACAACGAUCCAACUGCAGAGUGGACGAAAAAAGUCGUCGAUUUCUUCGAAGAAAUGUGGAACAAACAAACCGACAUGAAUUUACCUACUCAAAAGCCUCAGUCAAACAAUCAGGCAAAACCAAUGUCUCGUGAAGCAAUCGAAGACUACUGGAAUUACGCGAACGAUUUAAUGCGAUACAUGUACACAGAAAAUAUGCUGGACAAAGAAGAAGUCCUCCAGCGAUUGUUGAAAAUCUGCGAGUCGAUCAAAGCCGGCGAAGAAUUCAAGCUCCGGCAAAUUUUAUCCACGAUUUUAGUCUAUAUUUCCGAUUUUGUCAGGAACACGCUUCAUUCUCGCAGAUUAGCGUUUUUCGUCAGCCAAAUGAUUUACUGGAUCGAAGUUGAAAUUCCAGAAGAGAUUUCACAGUUUCAGAGUCGCGAGAAAAGCGAAGCGCUAGUGCCCAGUUCGACGAAGGAGAAACUCAACAACAAUCCAGAAUACGAACGGCGCUUCGACACGCUGACCUGGGGCCUGAACAGCAUCAUUCACUUGAUAACGAUGUACUGUCCCAGCGCGCUAGUUUGGUACGAACCGGCCGACAUUCGAAAUCACCCCGGUUCGCCGCUCGACAUUCUGCCCCAAGCGCCCUCGCAAAUGCUCAUUCCUCCUUCGGCAGCGCAGUUUUACAAUGGCGAGCAAGAGUAUCUCCAAUACCUGCGACAACAUGAACGCAUGAUUUCGAAACGCUCCACCGCCGUCGAGAACAAAUGGUCAAGAUAUACGUCCAAAGACAGUCUUACUUCCGCAGUCAUUUCAAAAGUGGUCGACAUUAUUAGAAUUCUCGACAAAGCGGCUCAGGCGAUUCGAAACGCAGACCCUAACAAAGCCGACCCACUGAAGCCCGUUUACGAUGCAAUCUUCAAACUUGGCAACAUCGAAACCUCCUCCAUCAUCGGCACUCUCUGCGACUGGGCAGUGAACUCUAAGCGCUACGGCAAUUUCCGCGCAAUUUUAAUCGCAAAACUCCUUGCGCAGCGACAAGAAGAAAUUGACGCGCAAGAACCUGGGCGAAAAACAUCCGUGCCCGUUUUUCAAAGUGAGCUGUUUAUGUAUCUGCACGAGAGCGCUCCAUAUUCUGAGAAGACUGAAGCCUUCCAUCACCUGAUUUGUCUCUUUGGAGAGCUGAUUAGGCACGAUUGUUUUUCGCACUCGAUGUAUAUCUCUUCCUUGAUUUCAAGGGGCAUACGGACGGAUAUCACCUCUCAUUCAAACCCAGGUGACUCUCGACACCGUAUUCUUCUGGAACAUCUUCCUAUUCCCGUUUCUGUUCUUUACCUAUCACGUGACGACGAUGACGAUACAGUUGGAGAGCGAAAUCAGCGCGAAAUCGCCCUGUAUGGCAUUGGGUCAAAAAGAAAAGAAGUCAAGAAAAACAGCAAAAAGAUCUUCAACGAGCUGCUGAAAAUCAUGCUGGAAGCAAGUGAAGAAAACCCGCUACCAAACUACGAGCCGAUUAAAAAUUUAAAUUCGUGUUGCUACUUUCAGCGUUUUUACAUUUCCAGCAUGUUGGUGAAGAAGAUUUCAAACAUCAUGCGCCAGUAUUAUGAAGGAAGAUCGGAGAAACUCCCGCCGAAAGAGGCGUUUUCGAUUCUUAUCAAUAUCCUACUCGAGUGUGGAAACUUUAUUGCAGUCAUGGAACUGGCUGCGAAUGUUCUACCGUCUUUGAGGAACAUGGAAGUUCUGAUCAAGCGCAAGAGCGAUUCGGAGGGCCACUCGAAGCAGAUGAAUACGCAGCAGAAGCUGAUCAAGACAUACACCAACAACGUCGGUCUGAUCUUCACCGGAGCGCUGCGAUUGUGCCACGAUUACGUCUUGCUAGAAAGCGAUCUUUGCUCCAAAAUCUUCGACGGCUUCAGACGAUUGCUUGUCGGAACAGAUCCUCUUGAAUGUUUUUCUGCCGAGCGAGUCAUGCUAUUUUACAUUUACGAAUUGUACGCCUGCACGAAGCAGAAAGAAUCAAACGAAACAUGGAAAGCGAUGCUCGCCAAAAUCAAAAUCGCGCACGACAAAGUAGCUCCGCCAACUGCCACAAACUUCCGCUACAGCACGGAAAUCUACGACGACAUGAUGAAAAUCCACCUGGCCGAUAUUUACAAAAUCAAAAAGUGGUGCAAAAAGAACAUCUCCGACGGCUGCGAAAAAGCGGAAGAAAACCGUUUCUCUAUUGCAUCGGCGAUUUUGAUAGCAGUUUGCUCGCCAAACACGCCAAACGCGCGGUCGAACGAGCUGGCAAAACUGGCCGCAGAUGUGACCUCGAUUGUGCCCACCUUGGCGCAAGAAUGGCUCGGCAUUUUACAAGCAAUUAUGCCCAAGACAGAAUCGGUCUCGAAGUCGUACUCGGAUGUGCUUCAUAGAAUAGAGACCGGAACCAUCCGCGCUGCCGAACAAAUGGCCGUUCUUUACGGAAUAUUGAUCGCCCGCAACGUCGUUAAACUUGCUGACGUGCUCCAUAUCAUUUUCAGCGCCCUCAGCAGAACCUAUGCCAACGGUCCAAGCGCUGACAACGUCAGGGAAAAAGAAACGCGCAAGCUUCAAAAACUCUGUUGCGAGUUCAUGCUCUUUCUCCUCCGCUCCAAGCCGCCAAAAGACCGCUCUUCAAACUCCUCGCGAGAUAUGCUGACCCAAAGCGUGGAUCGCCACCUUCUCCGAGCUUGCCAAGCUUCACUCGACUUUCAAAUCUGUCUUGCUCAAGCUUUGCGGAUCCUGAUGGUUCUCAGUUCUGAAGCAAUGCUUUCUGGUAUCCCAGGCAGCCAGCAGGAUCAAUUUAAAAUCUUCAAACUUCCGGUUGACCAGUUCAAAACCAUCGAUACAAAAUCCUUGCUCGAUACUGGCAAAGUACGGGACAUGGCGGAAUUUGCUUCAAAGAUCCUCAAAGCGAUCUGUUCAGAAGGAUGGGUCAAGGAAAAGAGCUUGUUGAAUGGAGAUAACUUGGUCAAGGCAAUCGGAAAUUUGCGUCCAGAGCAGGCGCAUAUUAUUCUCCAGCUUCUCUGCUACCCGGAGAACUACCAGGAAGACUUGGAGAUGAAGGAAUACGAAGGAUACAUCGAAGGAAUUCUCAAAAAUCUUGAUAUUUGGACAUUAAGGCAGAGUCGCCUCCUCCUUCUGUUCAUUUUCAAACAUACAGAGGGCCAUGGCGGCUUUGCUUCCGGAAGACUUGCCAGUACUGUAGCGAAACUAACGACGGACAUCAUUCAGACAUCCCCGGUCAGCAGGCAUCAGAAGUUCCAGAUCACCGGCCUCGCGAAAGAUAUUCCAAACGUCUGGCUUUUGGCAAAUUUGAUCGCGAAUUUACCAGAAGCGGUUCACUUGAAAGUUCAUUCUUCGACCACUCUACUGCUUGAAACAGGCAUCAAGGUUGGACGAGACACGAAUUCAAACUUGCAACUGCCAUUUUUGAACCUUAUAUUGGUGUGCAUAGAAGCCCAUGAAAAGGAGCGCAAAAGUUUGAUCGACAAACUUAUCGAGCAAAUGCAACAUUGUGUGGAGGAAUACAUGCGUGACUGUAAAAAUGAACGGCCACAGAAAGAAGAGGAUGAGAAACGCACCGUUCUCGUUCAAAAUAUUCAGCUGCGGUUGUCGCUCAUUGGUGGCAUGUUUAAAACUGUUCUGCAACACAGUACCCUAAAUUGCGCGUCGCUGCUGAUCUCUUUGAUCGUCUCUGGUCUCGCUGACGAGGAGCUCUUUGAGGACAUUUACUUCACGUGUAUUGACAUGCUGGCUGUGAUCAUCCAUCAUCUGGCUGGCGGAGAUGUGGGGCUGAUUGAGCCGUCCGAAACGCGCUCUGGCUCGCGUCGAGACAAGCUCCACAUCGAGAAGAAGAUCAAAAAGGAGAUUGGCGAGUCGGAUCAUCCCCAAAUCAUGGGCCUCCGUCAGCUCAUUCCCCUCCCUCGCGAUUCCCUGGACAUUGUCAAGUACGAAAAAGCGCCAGUCGACAAGGAGAAAUCCUGGCGAACAGGAAGCUUGAAACCUGUUGGAAAAGAAAAAGUCAGCCCGUGGGAUUUAAUUGAAGGAUUGAAGAGUACCUUUCCGAUUUCCUUGUCUUGGUUCGGCGCGAGCAGGGCGUCAAGGCUCCCUCCUCAUUGGCAGUAUCGCGUCAGAAUGGGCGAGUGUCCAGCGCGUUCGCCGAUGGAAAAGUGGCUGGAGCUUGCUGAUCUUCCACCUGAUGACGUGCAGGAGCCAGCGAAAAAGGAAGCAAAGACCGAGAACAACAUUCUUCCACCGCAGCCAAUCGACCCAACAAAACGAGGAAUCGGAAUGGGCCCUCCUUAUCCCAACAUGCCAAAUGCCUCCCAGCCACAGACUCAGGCGCAGUUCAACCCUCAAUUCAACCCGCAAAUGAACAACCAAGCGAUGAACCAGCAAAACAUGCAGAACAAUAUGAUGAGAAGAACAUCGAUGAACCCAAUGCAGCCAAUGAUUCCGUCCCAGCAAAAUAUGAACACUCGUGCGGCGCUGAGAAAUGUCGUUGGAAAUCAAAUGCAGGGUAGAGUCAUGAAUAUGGGCCAGUACGGAAUGCCAAACAGUUCUAUGGGAAGACAGCACCAAGCGAUGGGGCCUGGUCGUGGACCUAUGAACCCUUACGGCCAGCAAUACAGUCAAAUGCAAAUGAUGAGUAAUCAAGGAAUGCCUCCACGAGGUCCACAGAUGAUGAAUUACAAUCCUUCAAUGAGUUACAGCCGCGGAAUGGGCAUGAUGAACAACCCAAACAUGAUGCAGCAGAACAUGCAAAUGCGGCAGAACCAAAUGCGCCCAAUGAACGGAAUGAACAGUUGGCCCAAUAUGGGAAACAUGCGCAUGCCAAACAAUCCAAUGAUGAUGCAGCAGCAGCAACACCAAAUGCAACGCUCACAGAUUCAAGCUGGACAAAUGGGAAUGAACACUCAAAACUCCAUGGCUUACAAUCAGAUGGGAAUGCAGAACAACUAUCAAAACCAAGGAAAUAUGAUGAUGAAUCCGCAGAACGCCCAAAUGAACCCACAAAGUCAGCAGCAAAUGUACCAGCAAAAUCAAGCCAUGAACAAUUACGGCUAG
Oikopleura dioica is the source of this 5226-nucleotide messenger RNA. The record is from the annotation of a GenBank genome assembly. NCBI's taxonomy places the organism in Eukaryota, Metazoa, Chordata, Appendicularia, Copelata, Oikopleuridae.